Molecule: messenger RNA, 738 nt
Organism: Phytophthora sojae
Lineage: Eukaryota; Oomycota; Peronosporomycetes; Peronosporales; Peronosporaceae
Exons: 2
Coding region: 1-738 (245 amino acids)
Biological process (GO): carbohydrate transport
Cellular component (GO): membrane
Molecular function (GO): sugar transmembrane transporter activity
Source: RefSeq, a predicted model, not a curated record
AUGCUCGCGCUCUCCAUCGUCAACGUCGCUGCGACGAUCUCGUCUGUGGCGCUAUGCCUGUCGCCGUACCCAGACUUCCGCCGGAUCCACACUCAAACGAGCACGGGCGAGGUCCGCAUCCUCCCCGUCUUGAUGCUCUGCUGCAACUGCGUGUUGUGGGGUCUGUACGGCCUCGUCAGCGGCAGCUACUUUCCCGUCAUGUCCAUCAAUAUUUUCGGGACGCUCACGACGGUCUCGUUCGCCUCGGUCUUCUACCGCUGGUCGACUGAUCGAGCCACGUUGAACAAGAUGGCGGCCUGCACGGGGCUGGGGCUUCUGACGGUGGUGGCUUUCACGAUCCUGGCCCAGACGGGGGCCAUCCCAGUGUCGACCGACGGACUGGUGGAGAUCCUCGGCUACUGCGCGGUUGCGAUCAACAUUUGUCUGUAUGCGGCUCCGCUGCAGACGAUGAAGCUCGUGAUCCGAACCAAAUCGUCGGCGUCGCUCCCGAUGACAAUGUGCGUCGUGAACCUCUUCAACGGAGCGCUCUGGUGCGUGUACGCCAUCCUCAAGAGCGACAUGUUCGUGCUGACCCCCAACUCGGUGGGCGUGGCGAUGUGCAUUGUCCAACUAGAGGAACCGCUGUCCCGCGCCAAGAGCGAGAUGGCGCUGGCAGUCACCACGUGCGCGGAGGCCGUGGCGUUCGAGUUCGCGCGAUCUAAAUCGUACAGAGUAGUAGCGACACCGCAGACAGCUUAG